CGCUCGGCUUGAUGGACGCGCUUCCUUCCACCAAUGGGGACGAAGGGAAGCCCGAGCGUGUGGCCCCGGCGAGUGCGGAUAAAAGCCGCCCCGCCGGGCUCGGGCUUCAUUCUGAGCCGAGCCCAGUGCCAAGCGCAGCUAGCUCAGCAGGCGGCGGCGGCGGCCUGAGCUUCAGGGCAGCCAGCUCCCUCCCGGUCUCGCCUUCCCUCGCGGUCAGCAUGAAAGCCUUCAGUCCCGUGAGGUCCGUUAGGAAAAACAGCCUGUCGGACCACAGCCUGGGCAUCUCCCGGAGCAAAACCCCGGUGGACGACCCGAUGAGCCUGCUGUACAACAUGAACGACUGCUACUCCAAGCUCAAGGAACUGGUGCCCAGCAUCCCCCAGAACAAGAAGGUGAGCAAGAUGGAAAUCCUGCAGCACGUCAUCGACUACAUCUUGGACCUGCAGAUCGCCCUGGACUCGCAUCCCACUAUUGUCAGCCUCCAUCACCAGAGACCCGGGCAGAACCAGGCGUCCAGGACGCCGCUGACCACCCUCAACACGGACAUCAGCAUCCUGUCCUUGCAGGCUUCUGAAUUCCCUUCUGAGUUAAUGUCAAAUGACAGCAAAGCACUGUGUGGCUGAAUAAGCGGUGUUCAUGACUUCUUUUUUUUUCUUUGCACAACAACAACAACAACAACAAAUCCACAGAAUCUUUUAAGUGCUGAACUUUUCAACCAUUUCACAAGGAGGACAAGUUGAACGGACCUUUUUGAAAAGAAAAAAAAAAUGGAAGGAAAACUAAGAAUGAUCAUCUUCCCAGGGUGUUCUCUCACCUGGACUGAGAUAUUCGUUAUUUAUGAAAAAGACUUUUAAAUGCCCUUUCUGCAGUUGGAAGGUUUUCUUUAUAUACUAUUCCCACCAUGGGGAGCGAAAACGUUAAAAUCACAAGGAAUUGCCCAAUCUAAGCAGACUUUGCCUUUUUUCAAAGGUGGAGCGUGAAUACCAGAAGGAUCCAGUAUUCAGUCACUUAAAUGAAGUCUUUUGGUCAGAAAUUACCUUUUUGACACAAGCCUACUGAAUGCUGUGUAUAUAUUUAUAUAUAAAUAUAUCUAUUGAGUGAAACCUUGUGAACUCUUUAAUUAGAGUUUUCUUGUAUAGUGGCAGAGAUGUCUAUUUCUGCUUUAAAAAGUGUAAUGAUGUACUUAUUCAUGCUAAACUUUUUAUAAAAGUUUAGUUGUAAACUUAACCCUUUUAUACAAAAUAAAUCAAGUGUGUUUAUUGAAUGGUGAUUGCCUGCUUUAUUUCAGAGGACCAGUGCUUUGAUUUUUAUUAUGCUAUGUUAUAACUGAACCCAAAUAAAUACAAGUUCAAAUUUAUGUAGACUGUAUAAGAUUAUAAUAAAACAUGUCUGAAGUCAG
Messenger RNA from Macaca mulatta (Rhesus monkey), 1399 nucleotides. RefSeq names its product inhibitor of DNA binding 2 (gene ID2). Lineage: Eukaryota; Metazoa; Chordata; Mammalia; Primates; Cercopithecidae. Gene Ontology annotation, biological process: negative regulation of transcription by RNA polymerase II; circadian regulation of gene expression; cell differentiation. Gene Ontology annotation, molecular function: transcription regulator activity; protein dimerization activity. Gene Ontology annotation, cellular component: cytoplasm; nucleus. The record is from RefSeq and is a predicted model, not a curated record.